This is a messenger RNA of Symsagittifera roscoffensis, 5664 nucleotides long. RefSeq lists its product as uncharacterized. The coding region runs from base 89 to 5578 and encodes 1829 amino acids. Lineage: Eukaryota; Metazoa; Xenacoelomorpha; Acoela; Convolutidae. The record is from RefSeq and is a predicted model, not a curated record. The transcript has 6 exons.
AUAUAUGGUUCGUUCGACGUGCGUUUAUUUGUUUUACAGCAAGUUGCUUUUUACUUCUAAAUUUAGAGCUCACAUACGGUAAUCAGUUAUGCUUAAGAAGAGCAAGUCCACUAAAACGAACAAGGAUCGACGACCAGGCAACGGAGUAUUUCGCUCCUCAAGUGAGCAACAGAUAUCACAGAAUAAUGUCGCAAAAUCUCCGCCAACGGGAACCUUCUGGCUGGAAAUCUCAAACAGCCUCAGAGUGGUCCCCAAUAUCCCAUCAGAGCUAGAACAGUUUAAUCCUCUCACAAAAUGUUCCCAAGGUCAUUCAAAAAUAGUAUCGGCACUUCUACUGUCUGAACAAAAUGGGCUCCUGAUAAAAGACUUACAAAGUUUUUUGGCUACCGAGCAUGCAUCGGAGAAAUUGGACGACGAGUGCUUGUUUCUUCCGGCGCCUAGAUUCAGCACGGUCAUUUUAUUCAAAAGCAUUGAUGAUAUCUAUAAAGAAGAGCAUCUCAAAAAGCAUCAAAUAUGUCCUCAAAAAACACAAUUCAUUAUUGAUUCGCUGAUUGAUCGGGGUCAAAAUCUGACACAAUUAAUUGGAAAGACUAUGAGCAUCGAAGAAAAUAAUCUUGUGUUAAUUCUCUGGGGCCGAACACCGGAAUUGACACGACACAUCCAUCAAAAACUCCAGCGUGCCCUAAAAAGUCUUGAUUAUGAUUUGUUCGUCAAAGUUGAAUGUGUCAGUGAUAAAAAUCAGGAGGAACUAACCACAUUGCUUGAAAGUUUUGAAGCUUCAUGCAGUUACGCUUUUUUCCCAUGUAUGCCUGUGAUAAACAGCUGCAACAAGGAAGUUGCCACGUACAAACUCCGCACUGAAGAGUUUCGUAGCUGUGGGGGCGAAGAAUUUUCGCUUCAAAACAGCGAACAAAUGUUUAAACUUUUUGAUAUCUUUUUCAAAGAUCGAGAGAAGAAGCUCUGCUUUGUGCCCGAUAUUAAUCCAACUUGGAACACUGUUCUUUACAAGAAUGUCGAAGACGGUCAACUGAAUGGUACUUCGGACACUCUUGAUUCCUAUCAAGAAGCAGUUGCAAUUUUCAUGCGCGAGUAUCUUUCAAAACAAGAAUCAUCAAAGGGACUCAUGCUGAAAAAAUACAGCUGCAAACAUUUUACCACACUGCUUGAUGAAGAUUCGGUUCAGCCGGGUGACUUUGAAACAGAUUUGCUCUAUAUUGGCAAUGACAAUAUUAUUGCCAUCGAAAUAGAACUCUCAGAUACGAGUGAGCAAUCCACAAAUUGGUACUACCCGAUAGUCAGCAACAAAAUUAUCGAAGUUCUUCAGAACACAAUUCCCCAUUUUCAGAUCAUUCUUUAUUACUUGACUACCAUUUUAGACAAGGAAGAAAAUUAUAGAGCGAUUGAUUUUGUUACAAAAAUUUUCCAGGUGGUGGUUGUUUUUCCAAAUAUAACAGUCGAGCAGUUCCAAAUGGCACUCGAUCACUUGAAGAAGCAAGAACUACUCCAAGAUCAAACCAAAAUUUUCAAAUUAUUGAGCUACAUUGAUACAAUUUUCUUGUCACAGAAUCUAUUUUUUGCGCUUCGACCGGAGCCAGACUUUGAUUUUCUGCUCAGAAUUGACAAAAACUUGACCUGUAUAAACUCAGAACACAAACUUUGUGAUUUUUUCAGCUCACAAUCAGACUUUCAGACUCAACUAUUUCGUGACGUAUCAGCUUUGAUUGCCUUGUCUAGUCUUAAUGCCAUUCAUUUUUCUUCUGAUAAGACUUGCAGUCGUGGUCGUGAUACCGACAGAGAAUUCAAUAGGACGAUCAGCCACUGGAAUACAAAACAGGACAACUGUUUUGUUUUGAGUCCAGAGCAACACCGUAUCCUAGCAAAUGAUAAACUCACUCAUUUGUUAGUUUGCGGGGAGCCAGGGACGGGAAAAACUUCACUUCUGCUGACUAAAUGUCAAUUUUUAGCCGAAAAAAACGACGCGGUGAAAGUAAUUUAUUAUCUUGUGCAAAACAUGAAAACAUAUUUCGUGGAGUUCCUGAACACGAUGAUUGAGAAUCAUUCAAGUGAGUCAUUGAGACGAAAGAUGACAUUACUUUCUGUUCAUGGCGACUACCACACUUUCAUUUCACAACAUCUCUCGAAAAAACUGAGGAAAAAAGAUGUUGCAAUUUUUAUCGACGAAGUUUAUUCGAAAGAGGAGAUGAUAUCAGUUUCACAAUGUCAAAAGUUUUCCAACUUGAUCUGGGCUUCAACAACUGAAGCUGGCCAAUCAAUUAGUCGGGCUCAAGUCUCCUCUCACCUGUCGAGUUUUAAACAAGAAACAUUGCAUGUCUUGCUGCGAAACUCACAACAUAUCAGUUCUAUUUCACAUCGGUUUAUCGAGUCCAAAAUUCCUAUUUUCUCUGAUAACAAAGCGGUGGCUGCUGGAUGUUUUCAGUCCUUCCAACCAGAACUCAUUAUGGAAUAUUUACAAUUGGACCGGUUGAACGAAUUUGAUUCUAAUACCAUUGCUGACUUUCUCAAGCGGAACAAAAAUUCGAGUUAUCUCGUUGUUUUAUUCACGAACAAAGAACUCAACGAAAAAAGAAAUAGGCAGGGGAGUUUUCAAAAAUUAGAUGUCGAUAGAACUAAAAUCGAAAUAGUCGAUGAUGUGAACUCGGGUUUGCAACAACUUCCGUUCACAGGUGUCGAGUUUAAGUCUGUUUUAAUAAUUGUCGAAGAUUUAAACUCUGUUGCAGCUGUAAAUCUAGCAGUCACAAGAGCUCAGUCUGAAGUCGUUAUAAUAGCGACGGAAUCAUUGAAGACAAACGAAGAAUGGCUUCAUUAUGUCGAACCUGAGAUUGCGAUAAAGUCUAGUUAUGCGAAGUUUCUAAGAGGCAUCUUAAUUGAACCUAACUGGCUGAGUCCAGAAGUUCGAAGCGACGCAGAUUACAACUGGCUGCAGAGACGAAUUGACAGUGACUGGGACGAAGCCACAUUAAGCGACGUGCAAGAACUUCAUUCUUUGGAAACGAUUCUUUCGAUUGCGGUGGCAACAGAUCGGAAACUGUUACAGAAUAUAUCGCCAGGUGGUAUUCGACGUUUAACAAUUGGAGUCAACAAAUUUUCUCUAUUCUGGACAGAUGAUGCGAGCUUACUAAUUCAAUGCAAGUUUCCAUUAUUCCUAUUUUUCCAUGCAUUAAGAAGUUGCAAAGUGAAAAAAGUAAUUUUUUCGCUCCAAAUCAUCAAACACUUCAGUACCGAAAAGAUUGCUUUGGAAAUCACUGACAAAUAUGGGUCCAGAUCUCUAUCAUCGUUAUUGUCCAAUCAAAUGAACUCAACUAACGAAGAAAUAAUUCAAGUUCUGCAAAAACUUCUGCGAUAUAUCUCCACCAGAAGGAUAUCUGAAAAAGCUGUGCUCGAGCAAAUAAGUAGCUGGAUUGAGUCAUGCAUUGGAAUUGAUGCAGUUUUCAAAAUCAUGAGGACAUUUAAAAUUGAAAAAUGUAUUCAAAUUAUGAAGUUGCCAAUAAUCAUAUCAAUUUUGAGCCAGGAACAUUAUGAUCGACUAGUCGUUAAUUGUCUUGGGGGAGAAGGAUUCUUAGAACGAGCUAUAGAUUCCAGGAACCGUGACACAGUUCGCGAUUUCAUUGAAAUGUUGAAAGAAAUAAACGUGGGCAUUCUGGAUUGGGAAUUGAACCAGCUCCUGCAACAUGCAUUUACUCUCGAUGAUAAUUUCUACGCUUGUCGCUUUACCCUUCCGUGCUUCCCAGACCCAAUAGAUUGCGCACCAGGGCGCGAGUUUAACAUUAUAACAUUCAAAUGCUCGUUGCGUUUCUUCACAUCAGUUCCACUGAAUGUGAAUAACAAAAACGACUAUUUGAGUUUUCUAAAAAGACAAAAUUGGCAAGAAGGAUUGCUGUACAGUGCCUGCAAAACAGGAAAACACAAAAAUAUAGAUUGGAUUUUGAUAUUUCUCAAGAAUCUAAUUAGUCCCAGUCUAAUUUGGCAAAUUGAACCACUUGGCUAUGGAGAAAACACAGUUGUAACAGUGUUAAUGUCGUCAGGCUGUUCUGACCAAGAAAUUUGCGCUGGAUUGAAAUCAUUGAUAGCUGCCGGGCUACCUUUUCAUUAUCUCUGGGAUCACUUCAGUUCUGAAAAUUGUCCCAUUUCUUGGAUUGCCAAUUGCGAUAUCACUGAGACAGAAAAAGGCAUGUUCAAUGACAAACUUCUUGAAUCUUACUCACUGAUUGACGUUUUUAAUGAAAUUUUUGUUCGAUAUGAUAAAUCAGAUGCGAUCAGAAUAACCAAUUGCUUUAAAUCAGAUACGAUGCUAGAGGAAGUCCUGUCAUCAAAUAAAGCUUUAUUGUUUACAUUAUAUGAAUCUCGUUUCAGAAGAUUUUUGGAUUUCUUCAUUCGGUAUCUGUUGAUAAAAUCACAAGAAACCCCUGCCGAAGAAAUAAACAAAAAUGAAAUUCCUGUGAAUGUCGUGUUUGACCUCCUAACCAGACUUGGUACGAAUCCUGCAAGGAUGUCGUGUUGUGAGGAAACAAUUCAAAUGACAACAGUUAACAUUAAAACAAUUUUGGCUGAAUUUGAUCAAAGGAAAGAUUUCGAAACGCUUGAGUCUUCCCAAAUGCUUUCCACUGGCAGCAUCACUUCAGAUCUUCAACAAAAAUAUACCGUUCUUCUUACAGAAAACGGGAUCGAAAACGGCGUCUUAAACGCUGUAUUGGCAAUAGGUAAUUUGGAUUUAGUUUUUGCCUGUAUUCGGAAGCUACUGAAGUUUCCGAAAAUUUUGUCUACUGAGCUUACGCUGUUUAAUAACUGCGACAUAGACGUCCACUCGAGCCUUCAAACCCAGUCCAAAGACAAAAAACUUGGAGAUUUGUUUGAAAUUAUGUUCGAUAGCAAGGAAGAGUUACUGCCGUUAAAUUUUGCCUUCGAUGCACCGGGCUUCGAAAACUGCAUGGAUCUUGUUUUCAAAUGGCACAGUUUUGACUUUUUGUUCCUGAUACUGUAUCCCAGCUCAUCGGAACAUUCGUUUCAAGUUUACAUUAAUUACGACAGGCUUAGGCCAGAUAUAGAAAAAAUGAAUACACACGAAAGAGUUUUGCGUAGCAAGUUCUCGGAAGAAGGGUUGCUGUACAGAGCGUGCGACACUCUGCAACCGGAAAAUAUUCAGUGGGCAUCUGAUUUCCUAAAGUCCAUUGAUGAGUGCUUGCUGGAAGUUGAAAUGUCUACGAUUUAUGCUAAUGGCAACACACUUGUGACCUUCAUUUUGAGUUCCUUCCUGAGACUACGAGCAGAAUGCGCUGAUGACUUGACAGAAAAUGACGCAGUUCAACUAGUAACAUGCGCCAAAAUUCUUCUCAAAGAAGGGUUUCCAACAUGGAUGUUAUCGUACAGAAGUCGGGACCAGGGAACGUAUGAUGCUGCAGACUUAAUUAGAAUGAUUCAAGAGAAAUGGGAACGAAUUGCAGCGUUUGAAGAAUUGAAUCAAAUCACAAGCUACGAAAUGUGUAGGGUGGACUUUAAUGGUUAUAUUAACCCUGAUCUCCAAAUUGAAAGCCAAGUCGACGAUCAAGAAUACAUAAACUAAUGAAAAAACUCGAAUUUAAUUACCUAUGAGGGCAUACUAACAGAUUAACUUUAAAUAAUUAGUUUGCUAGCCAAAAACAAUUUAUU